Molecule: messenger RNA, 510 nt
Organism: Penicillium atrosanguineum
Lineage: Eukaryota; Fungi; Ascomycota; Eurotiomycetes; Eurotiales; Aspergillaceae
Product: DASH complex subunit SPC19
Exons: 2
Coding region: 1-510 (169 amino acids)
Biological process (GO): attachment of spindle microtubules to kinetochore
Cellular component (GO): DASH complex; spindle microtubule
Source: RefSeq, a predicted model, not a curated record
AUGGCAUCUUCGCUAGCAUCGUCGGUUUCGUCGCUGCAGUCGUCCCUGCAGCUUCUCGACAACUCCAUCACUACCCUUGAUUCCGGCGUCAAUGACUUCCCCCGCCUUUGCAAAGUCCUCCAAACAACACGACACUUUGAACUCUUACCAGAACCAACCCUGCGCGAAGCCCAACAAUCCCUCCUAGACGAAAUCACACCGAGUAUCGCGCACCUACUCUCCCUCGCCUCAAACUACGUUGACAAGCUCUCACGACGCGAGGAAAGCCUAAAGGCUAAAUGUGACUUGCAAGAAGGCCGCCUCUCUUCCAAGUCGGAAAACAAAGCUUCAGCAAAGAGCAGCGCGCUGCGGGGUCGUCCGGCGGGGUCGAGUACCAGCGCUGCCUCGAAGGCCGCUGAGCUACGCAGAUUGGUACAGAAGAAGGAGCGUCUCAAGUAUGCGGUUGAUCGCUUGGAGUUGCAGAGUACUCAGCGGCAGAGACAGUUGAGAAAGAGUAUGGCUGCGCAGUGA